AGGACGUCGACAGUCUCAGCAGAUGCUACGUGAAAAGAAGUGUCUUGUCUUUGUUUCUGCUAGUACUUGCGACACAACCUGUAGUCACGCGUAUAAUUUUUGUACGACAGCAACGCUCUCGUCGCUUUAGUUGGUGCCCUAACUCUGCAUACGCACGACCGUACGUUGUUUUGCUCUUGAUUCGGAUUGUUAUUUGCGCGACGUCGAACUACACGGGUACCUACUUACUACUAAAAAAAAACACAAAAAAAUGGCUCGCCGCAAGAGCAAGACCGCUUCCGGCCUGGAGUCCAUGGACCGGUCCCACCCGGAGCACCACGAAACCAAGCGGCAGAACAAGGAAAAGCAGUAUUGGAAACAAAAAGUGCAGAAGGACCAGAAGCAGCUGAAGAGAAAGCAGAAGAACCAGGAAACUUUGGUAUUCGAUGUAAAAACGCGAAACGCGUUCAUCACCGGGUUUCGGAAGCGGAAGCAGGAGCGACAGCGCGUGGCCAAGCAGGAGAAUGAGGAUAAACUCCAGGAAUCGAAACGGGAAAUGCGACGGGAAAAUCGGGAACGGAUUACGGAAGAGUACGAGCAAAUGAGGGAGGCAGUGAAGAAAACAUUGGAGACGUUGAAUAAAGACGAGGGGGAUGAGACUACAUGCAAAGGAGAUAAAGAACACGGAACUACAGGUGGUGCAAAAGAGCACGGCAAAGACGACGAGAAUUGCGCAGCAGUUGUAUCGCAUGACAAAGACGAAGAAAAUUCCGAAAUCCAACCCCUCGACCAGUCCCAGAAGCCCCCAACAAUCGAUGUUUUCAGUGCGGAGAUUGAAGAUUCGGACUCCGAUGACUGUCUGUUCCCCAACGCAACAGUGACCACCACUUUCGGGCUGCCGGACUGUCCGACGGCGUUGGGCGGUGGGAGUGUACCGGGAGUGACGCUGGGUGGCAGAAGUUCCAGUUGCAGCGCAGCGGGAGGUAGGGAUGCAACACCAAGGGAAGAUCACAACAGCAAACUUUCUGAACAAACUACAAAUAAUUUGGACGGCUCGACAGCAAGUACAGCUCGAGCUGCUGCUUCCGGAACAGGUGGGGACAAGAAGAAAACGUUAGAAGAAAAGGUAAAAAAGAGUGCGAAGAAAGUGAAGAGAACGUCGAAGCCGACGCGAAAAUCAGCGGGGAUGGCGAGAAAGAGCAAAGCGAAAAAGAAACAAGCGGCGAAGAAAAAUAAAGGCGGGAAAAAGAAGGGUGGCGGGGGUGGGGGAAAGAAAGGCGGGAAGAAGAAGUGAGGGAUUGGGAUAAGGAUAUCAACAACGAUGAUGAUUUUUUCUUCGUUCAUCUUCUAGCUGGCUCGUGUCAGCACGUUGUACAUGUACUAUCUUUCAGUGCAUUACUAGCAACGAUUUCUAACUGGUGCCUCUUGUCCCGUCACUGCAUUCGUAUUUGCUAUUGAGCAUCAGAAAAUUAGGCAGUGGUUUUAUUCAACACACGCGCGCCUACUACUGUCGCUGCGGAGAUGAACAACUCUACAAGACGAAGUGUUCUUCUUCCAUGCCAAUUCGCCUUCUUGUUGCACCAUUCUUUGCUCAAAUCUUUAUCGGUCGGUUUCAAGGUUGAGAAUGUGACCACCCAGCCGCAACAAGAAUGCUUUCACGUCUUGACAUUGGAGCCUCGGUCUAGUUCGACUGUGCUAGGCCUCAGGUUUGUUCAGAAGUUAUCAAAAA
Amoebophrya sp. A120 is the source of this 1708-nucleotide messenger RNA. NCBI's taxonomy places the organism in Eukaryota, Dinophyceae, Syndiniales, Amoebophryaceae. The record is from the annotation of a GenBank genome assembly.